ACCGUACGAGGAAUUUCCUUAACAACUCCGUCAAUGUCAUUUCUCCGGAGUUUCCCAAAGUACUAAAAUGAAACUUCUUGAACACACCGGAACCUUCUGGAUUCUUUCUUUGUAGAGUGUUGCCCAAAUCAAACCCAACAUUCUUUAAACCCCUUUCGUAAGUCCUUCUACUUCACCCACAGUAUAUUGAGGAGAAGACCGUAAUUCGGCCACAAUGUCUCUUCCUUGUCUGUAUAUAUAUAAGGAGAAUAGUUAACACAGUAAUCCACUAAAAGUUACAGGCAAACACACAAGCAUUUUUUAGUUUAUUUCUUUGUUCGAUUAAUUCUCCUGCGUGAGUUCCCAUGGAGAGAGGAGGCGGAGGUUACAGGGGAAGAGGAAGAGGCAGUGAUGGGUAUGGCCAAGGAGGAGGAGGAGGAGGAAGAGGCAGAGGUUCUGGUGGUGGUGGUUAUGGCGGAGAAGGUAGAGGCGGGGGAGGAGGAAGAGGAAGAGGGAGAAGUGGUGGUCGCCAUGGCGUGGAUCGAUACCAGCAUCAGCGGCAGCGUUAUGAUAGUCAGAUCGAACAAUCCAGGGGUGUCUGGAGGCAAUCUGGUAGUGGUGAUCGCGAUCAGGCGGAGGUUAUACCUCCUCAGAUCGUGCCUACUGAGGGAUCGAGCAGAGAUUCUGGCUAUGGUGGUGGAGAUGGAGGUGUAGGACGAGGAGGCAGUGUUUGGGGGAAUCGCGGCAGAGGGUGGAAAGCGGUGACUUCUUCUCCAAGUCAACUCGAACAGAAUCAACCCGAGAGUGUUUCUCCAGAUACUGUGGCUUAUGGGGUACAAAGAAUGACGAUUUCUAGUCAGCCGUCUCGUCCUACCGGUAGCAAAGACCGAAUUGUUCCGAUAGGGAGGCCGGAUAAGGGUGGCUCAAAUUCCACCCGAAGUCUUAGAAUUCGUGUGAAUCACUUUGUUGUCAACUACAAUCCCAAAAGUGUUAUAUUGCACUAUGAUGUAGACGUCCAGCCAGAGAUUCCUCCCAAGCAUGGAAGACCUGUGAGGAUCCCCAAGCCUGAUCUUUCAAUGAUCAGGGAUAAGUUAUUCUCUGACAAUCCUUCAAAGUUUCCUAUAUCAUCGACUGCUUAUGAUGGUGAGAAGAAUAUAUUUAGUGCUGUGCCAUUGCCGACUGGAAAGUUCAAGGUGGUGCUUUCAGGAGAGGACUCGGCCCGGUCUUACUUUUUCAGUAUAAAGCUUGUAAAUGAGCUCCAGUUAGGCAGGUUAAACGACUACAUACUUGGACGUCUCCCAUCAAUCCCUCGUGAUAUCUUGCAAGGGAUGGAUUUGGUGAUGAAGGAGAAUCCGACUAGGAGAAUGAUUCCUUUUGGUAGAAGCUUCUAUCCCAAAGAACCUCAUCCAGAAGAUGACCUUGGAAAUGGAGUUUUUGCUCAUAGAGGAUUUCAACAUAGCUUGAAGCUUACAUCUCAAGGUCUAUCCCAGUGUCUAGACUACUCUGUCAUGGCUUUUCGUAAGAGUAUGCCAGUUUUGGAUUUCCUCGUGUCUCAUAUUAGAGGUUUCAACCUAAACGACUUUAGGAGGUAUAGAAAUAAAGUUGAGACUGCUUUGAAGGGGUUGAAAGUGUAUGUGACUCACCGCAGAACCAAACAAAAGUACAUUGUGAGGGGGUUAGCACGAGAGAAUGUAAGAAACUCUAAGUUUGUUGUUGUAGAUCCAGAUGGUAAAAUUCCAGACAAAGAAGUUCGAUUGGUAAAGUAUUUUGAGGAGAAGUAUGGUAAGGUUAUUGAGCACAUAGACAUUCCCUGUUUGGAUCUUGGGAAAAUUGGUAAAAGGAACGAAGUACCAAUGGAAUUUUGUGAAAUUGUUGAAGGGCAAAGGUAUAACAAAGAGCAACUAAAUAAAUAUGCAGCCAAGCAAUUGAAACAGUGUUCAUUGCCUCCAGCAUAUGUUAGAGAGCGUCUUAUACGGGAUUUGGCUCAAUCAGCAGAUGGUCCUUGCGGUGGAGGCAUCUCUCGCAAUUUUGGAUUUGAUGUCAACACAAAUAUGAGUACUGUAACUGGGCGUGUGAUUGGCCCCCCUGAGCUGAAGCUUGGUGCUCCCAAUGGGAAGGUUACUACCGUAACAGUUGACAAAGAGAAAUGCCAGUGGAACUUACUUGGAAAGUCUGUGGUGCAAGGAAAACCCAUAGAGAGGUGGGUUGUUCUAGACUUCAGCCAUUGGUCAAAUGAUGAACAGGAUAUUCAAUUGGAUCCCAAUUCAUUCAUUCCAAAGCUUAUCAGUCGAUGCGGAAAAUUGGGCAUUAGAAUGGCACAGCCACUUUCUUAUGUACCAACAUCAAUGGAUCAAUUCUCUAGCGUGGAUAAACUUCGUGAGCUUCUUGAAGGUGUUAGUCAGCGAGCUUACAAGAAUGGAAGAGGCCACUUGCAACUUCUUGUUUGUGUAAUGUCUAAGAGGGAUCCAGGUUACAAGUAUCUUAAGUGGAUCUCUGAAACGAAAAUUGGUGUUGUCACACAGUGUUGCUUGUCUGAGCUUGCAAACAAGGCAAGCGACCAAUAUCUUGCUAAUCUUGGUCUCAAACUUAAUGCUAAACUUGGAGGUAGCAAUGUGGAGCUAGGUACCCGGCUUCCUAUUCCUACAGGUUCGGGCCAUUUAAUGUUUAUUGGGGCUGAUGUCAAUCAUCCCGGUGCUUGGAAUGUGACAAGCCCAUCAAUAGCAGCUGUUGUUGCCACAAUGAAUUGGCCUGCUGCAAACCGCUAUGCUACAAGAGUUAGAGCACAACACCACCGCUGUGAGAGGAUUCUUGAUUUUGGAGACAUGUGUUUGGAGCUUAUUGGUACUUAUGAUCGCCUGAACAAAGUUUACCCAGAGAAAAUUAUCAUCUUCCGGGAUGGAGUUAGUGAGGGCCAGUUUGAUAUGGUUCUCAAUGAAGAGUUACUUGAUUUGAGAAUGGCACUUAGUACCAUAAAUUAUUCUCCAACUAUCACUCUUAUUGUUGCCCAAAAGCGCCACCAGACCCGUUUGUUCCCGAGUAGUAGGAAUGAUGGAGGUUCCAGCGGUAAUGUGCCUCCUGGCACAGUUGUUGACACAACAGUUGUUCACCCUUUUGAGUUUGAUUUCUACCUGUGCAGUCACUAUGGAAGCCUAGGGACAAGCAAGCCUACUCACUACCAUGUCUUGUACGAUGAACACAAGUUUACUUCUGACCAACUGCAGAAGCUCAUAUAUGACAUGUGUUUUACCAUGGCUCGCUGCACCAAACCUGUCUCUUUGGUACCACCAGUGUACUAUGCUGACCUUGCUGCCUAUAGGGGGAGACUGUAUCACGAGGCAGUGACGGAGGGGGUGUCUCCACCGUCAGCUGCAUCCUCUACUUCUAUGCUAGCAUCAUCUUCAUCCUCGUCUUCUGUGGUUUCAAUGGAUGAAAGGUUCUUCAAAUUGCAUGCUGACCUGGAGAAUGAAAUGUUUUUCAUUUGAUAGGGUCCCAGCUUUGACGUUGUUACAUUCUCCAUGUUAAAUAGGAGAAGGCGGAGUUGUUAUGUUCCCCUUCUAUAUGUUUAAAGCGGGGAAAUACUAGACUGUUAUGUUCUCUCCUUGUUAUAGACGGGGUAAGACAGCACCGUUAUGUUCUCCCUCUUUGUUUAAGAGGGGAAGGUAACACCGUUAAGAUUGUUCUUCAUCAAAAACCACACGCUAUUACACCGUAUGAUCGGGUUUGUGCGUGAAUCUAAAGGAUUAGAGUGAAUAAUUAUCUGGCUUUACUCACUUUCAUGGCUUGUGAUCAACCAUGGUAACUCUUGUGUAAGUAAAGCCAGGAGUAGAAUAAGGCCUGAAGCCGUUUGUGGGGUUGAACUGUAUGAUUCCAGCUUGUUUUUUCCUUGGGUAUAUUCUGUUGAUGUUUAUCAGUUUAUGUGAUUGCUUCAGAGUCUUUGAUAUUUGUGUGCUUAGAUUGCUUGUUAAUUUUUUGUGUUUAUGUAGUGGAGUUUCUUCUCCACUCUGUGUACUGCAUAAUAAAGUGUAUGGGUCUGAACUCAGAACUUGAUAUUUAUAAAUUUGGGUUGUUGUCCU
Molecule: messenger RNA, 4052 nt
Organism: Humulus lupulus (European hop)
Lineage: Eukaryota; Viridiplantae; Streptophyta; Magnoliopsida; Rosales; Cannabaceae
Product: protein argonaute 2
Exons: 3
Coding region: 345-3461 (1038 amino acids)
Biological process (GO): regulatory ncRNA-mediated post-transcriptional gene silencing
Cellular component (GO): cytoplasm
Molecular function (GO): RNA binding; protein binding
Source: RefSeq, a predicted model, not a curated record